Molecule: messenger RNA, 1530 nt
Organism: Arachis duranensis
Lineage: Eukaryota; Viridiplantae; Streptophyta; Magnoliopsida; Fabales; Fabaceae
Exons: 3
Coding region: 1-1530 (509 amino acids)
Source: RefSeq, a predicted model, not a curated record
AUGCAAAGAGACCAAGAGAGUUUGUACAAGUAUUGGUCUCGGUUCAAAAGGUUAUUGGAAUCUUGUCCAUACCAUGGAAUGAACACUCACUUGCUCAUAAGCUACUUCACCGGAGGUCUUUGUGUGGAAGAUAGAAGAUUGCUCACCGCUUCUAGUGGUGGUUCCCUUUCGAAAAACAAGACGGAGGGAGAAGCUUGGAAUUUGAUAAAGGAUGUUGCCGAAGCUACACAACAUACAAGGGAUCAAAAGGAAUUCUACUCCAUCCAAGCCAUUGAAGCUCUACCUCCAGUUGCUCAACUUGAAGGCCCUCCUAGGAUUUAUGGUUUGUACUCUAGCACUACACAUUACAUCGAUCAAUGCCAUCAAAUUCAAGAGGAACAUGCCCUUGUAGUGGCCAACGUGAAUUACAACAACCGUCCAUCCUAUCCUUCUCAAGGCCAAAAUAACUACCCUCAUGGUAGUAAUCAGCAUCAAGGGUGGAUGGAUAAUGCACAAGGAACCAAUCAAAACCAAAAAUGGAAUAACUCUUCUUCUCAUCACAAUAACAACCAAUCUUCAUCUCAAUACCACCAUAACAACACCAACUACCAAGCCAACCAAAAUCACUCCAACCAAAACAAAAACAACUACACCAAGUACCAAGAACCACACCAUAGAAAACAAUCCAACCACACCUCUCCGUCUCCCACCAAUCAAGUUGACGAGCUUAGAGCCGCUAUGGAGAAACAAGAUAAGAGCAACAAGGCUGAAUUUGAUGCCUUGGGUGCUCAAUUGGCUAAACUCACCAACAUGUUUUCGAAGAUGGUCAUGUUAAACCAACCCCCCACCUCCAACAACAACACCAACCAACCCUCAAGUUCUUCUAACCUUCCAUCCCAACCCCAACCAAACCCAAAGGGCGGUCUCAAUGCCAUCACUCUACGGUCAGGAACUACAUUGGAGGAGAUACCUCCAAGGGUCUUGGAGGACAUUCAUGAGGAAGAGGUGGUUGUUGAAGCUCCACAUGAAGAGGGGAAGGUAGACAAAAGGCAUGAGGAAGAAAGAGUAAACCUCAAGGAACCUAAGAGGAAAGCUCUAGUGGAUGAGUUAAUCCCUAUUCCAUUCCCUUCCAUGGUGAAGAAAGCAAAGAAGACACUGGAAUUUGAUUUGAACAUGCUUCAAAUGUUCAAGAAGGUUGAGCAUUAUGCCACUUUCUACCUUUGUGCGGUUGAAUUAGCUCCAUUAAAGAAGUCGGCAGCGAGGUUUGCCUUAGCCGAUAAAAGUGUGAUCACGGUAACAGGAAUAGCCAAAGAUGUACUUGUGGCGAUCAAGGAUUUGGUUUUUCCGGUUGACUUUUACAUCCUUGAAAUGCCUCCAACAGAAAAUAGAAGCUCAUCCUUCGUUCUACUUGGUAGACCCUUCCUUAAGACCUCUAAAUUCAAGUUAGAUGCCUUCACCAGCACAUAUUCCUUUGAGGUUGGAGACAAGACUAUCAAGUUCAAUUUAGAAGAAGCCAUGAAGCAUCCUCCCGAAGAGCAUUUUGUUCUCUGA